Molecule: messenger RNA, 429 nt
Organism: Lathyrus sativus (Indian pea)
Lineage: Eukaryota; Viridiplantae; Streptophyta; Magnoliopsida; Fabales; Fabaceae
Source: the annotation of a GenBank genome assembly
AUGCAAUCUAUUUCUUUGAUAAAUCCCACUCCAUUAUUCCACCAAUUUUCAUCCACCAAGUCAAAGAAACCCAUUUUGUUUGUUCCUGUUAUGGCUUCCAAAAGAGAUAAUAAUUUUGGAGGCAAGUUAGUGGAUGAAAGUAUGAUCAUCUUAAGGAAAAGGAUCCAUGAGAUGAACAUGAUGGAGAAGAACUAUGAAGCACCUUCUAAUUGGAUGGAAUGGGAGAAAAGUUGUUAUUAUACAAACUAUGAUUCAGUCAUAUGUGAAGCAAUGAGAGUUUUACAGACCAAGUUGAUGAAUACUAGGCCAAGUGUUGCUUUUGGGGCUAUGGCUUUUGUUGCAAUUAGUGUUCCAUUUUCUUCUUUUCUUGUUUUGGUUCAUCUUUUGGAAUUUGCUAAAUCUGUUUUAGGUGGUCUUCAUUUUUCUUAG